This is a messenger RNA of Suillus subalutaceus, 315 nucleotides long. Its product is annotated as kinase-like domain-containing protein. The transcript is spliced from 4 exons. The coding region runs from base 1 to 315 and encodes 104 amino acids. Gene Ontology annotation, molecular function: ATP binding; protein kinase activity. NCBI's taxonomy places the organism in Eukaryota, Fungi, Basidiomycota, Agaricomycetes, Boletales, Suillaceae. Gene Ontology annotation, biological process: protein phosphorylation. The record is from RefSeq and is a predicted model, not a curated record.
AUGGAUGCCCUUAUUCAGUUGAAACAGGUGGUGGAUGAUUUGAGAUAUCUUCACAAAAAGGAAGUAAUUCACGGGGACCUGACCAGUACAAAUGUUCUGAUCGAUCGCGAUGGCAAUGCAUUUUUGGCAGAUUUUGGUCUCUCCGUGGCUCUCGCAGAGAGUGAUAGAUCGUACUACAACACGUAUUCGAGUGGCGCUUUCCUGUGGUUAGGGCCUGAAUUGAUCGGCUCACCGGAUCCAGAAAGCAUUCCGGAUAACGAUGGCAGCGAUGCUAACUUACUGAAACCGAACAAUGCUACAUGUCUUCUCGGGUAG